UUUUGUGACCCUAAAGAUAUAAUAAUGUUUGACAUUUUUGUUACCCAGUAAUGUGGACUUUAGACAUCCUAACCACGCUGCUGACUCUAACUCUUUACCAGACUUUCACCUAGUUCUUGAGCCUCACUGCAGGCUCCAGUGCUAGUCCCGGAGAAAAUCAGACAAGGGUUGAAACCAUUGACACAGUCAGUUAUUCAGCUAUUCCUAACGCAGGUGUACAGUUUCCUGUAGUGAGCAGAUCAGGGCCCACAGGGACACUGCAUGCUUGCCCUGGGCUGUUACUAGUUUCAUGGAAACAUGUACUAAUUGUGUCACUGUGUUUUCUUGUCACAUUGCCCCCUUUCUAGGCCGCUCUGGUACCAUUUAUUUAAACUAUGCAACCAUCUGGCCCAGGUGCCCUAGAGAUUGAUGAGCAGCACAAGGCCACCACAAGCACAACCGCCACCCGGCCAUCCCAGCUAUUUCCUCCAGCAUUCUAGACAUCAUGGCGUCCGAGGGUGGGUCCAACCGGCUUCGCGUGUUCGGGAGAUAAUGCACUCUUCCCAGUGGAAUCUUCUCGGGGCCGCGAGCGUUGCCCGCCCAUUAGGUGGCGCCGGGUCCCUCGAGCAGGUCGCUCAACAACUCCCGCCCAGCAGCCGCCCUUACUGCGCGCGCGCAGACCCCGGCGUCUACUUCCGGUGUGGCCCAGGCCGGGUCCGCAGAACCAGGUAUGUCGGCCUACGGCAUGCCCAUGUACAAGAGCGGGGACCUGGUGUUUGCCAAGUUAAAGGGCUAUGCCCACUGGCCGGCGCGGAUAGAGCACAUGACCCAGCCCAACCGCUACCAGGUGUUUUUCUUCGGGACCCACGAGACGGCCUUCCUGAGUCCCAAACGCCUGUUCCCGUACAAGGAGUGCAAGGAGAAGUUCGGCAAGCCCAACAAGAGGCGCGGCUUCAGCGAGGGGCUGUGGGAGAUCGAGAACAACCCCACAGUCCAGGCCGCCGACUGCCCAUUAGCCUUGGAGAAGGGCGGCGGAGACGGGCCCCGGCCGGAGCCUGAGGCCGCGGAGGGCGACGCGGACAAGCCGACUCACGCUGAUGGCGGCGGCGACGACCUGGGGAAGCCGCACGACGACAAGCCCGCUGAGGAGAAGGAGGAGAAGGGGCCGCUGAAGAGGAGCGCGGUGGACCCGCCGGAGGACGCCCCCAAACGACCCAAGGAGGCAGCCCCCGACCAAGAGGAGGAGGAGGAGGCGGAGGCGGAGGCGGAGGAGGCGGAGGCGGCGGAGGCGGCGGCGGCGGCGGCGGCGGCCUUCGACGAGGAGAGUCCGCUCCUCGUGGCGGUGGAGAACGGCAGCGCCCCUAGGGAGCCCGGCCUGGCCUGCGAGCCGCCUCAGCCAGAGGAGGAGGAGCUCCGGGAGGAAGAAGUUGCCGACGAGGAGGCCUCCCAGGAGUGGCAUGCCGAGGCACCGGGCGGCGGAGAUCGCGACAGCGUGUAGUUACCAGCGUUUCCAGAAGAGCCCCUGCCCCGUUCCUGCUGCGGCCUGGCUGUUCCUGGGGAAUCUGGCCAUGGCCUGCAAACUGGGACUGCCUUUCCCCCCUCCCCAGCCCGUCCUCCUCCAACCUACACUCCCUUGCCCUGCCCGGCCCCUGGAUGGCAGAUCACCUGACUCUCACCUCUGUGCCCCCACGUCUCUGUGAUCUGAGUCAGGGCCUCAGUUCCCUCCCUGGGAUAAAGUGAGGCCACCAUCCCCACUUUCCUCUCCCUCUUCUCCCCGCUCAACAUCCCCCCCACCCCGUUGCCUGGAUCCGUUUCCGACUUGGGGCUCAGGCAGGCUGUUUUAACCUCUAGACACCCCUCCCUACCCCUCCUGCUCCCCCAGGCAUCAUGGACCUCUGCUUAGGAAUGUGGGUAGGAGCGAAAGGCCUGAAAGAUGAAGAGCAGGGGGCACUUUCAGUCUUCAAACUGUGGUAGUUAGCGGGCAGGAGAGUGACAUCUUCCUGAGCUCCCGUCCACGCCUGCCAUACCUCCCAGCUUCAGACAUUCAGGGAAACGUGGGGCAGCAUGUGGGGAAUCCCCCCCCCGCCCCCACAAAUCGUUUUGCUGACCCAAGAGGUUCCGGGAGUUGCCGUUUUUCAUCAAAACAUUUGGGGGCUUCCAAGUUGUUUGUGAGAUCUGAAAACUUGACUUUGCCUAGUAUCCUGAGUGGGGACCUUGAGAAAUAUCUGUCUCCAUGUAGAUCUCUGGGGCCACUGAUGGGAUACCCUGGGAAGAUCCUUGGCUGCCGCUUUCUCUCCCCACAGCCUCAAGGCCACCCUACGGUCAUACAUACCACUCAGGCGUAAAGACACAUAUUUUAGAAAAUCUUUUUAAUAAAAGGAAGUUCCAAAAAAUUUUUAAGAACUACCCCUAGGUGUGCCUCCACACUGGCCCUAGCUUUCCCAUUGCUAUUCCAUUUUUGAGAUAAACUAGAAGGCUCACUUUCUGUUUGAGGUUUUAUGACUUGUAGUAAGGCUUUGCUGUUCCUCAGUGUCAUUUUCCACUCAGGUACCAUCACCUGGUCCCAUCAACAGGUCUAGUAUGUAGCCCACUGAUAAAACAGAGGAAGAUGUGUCUCCUCCCACCCUCUUCCUAAUGGUCUAUGUGCCUUUCUCCAUAUAUUGUCUCUUUACCCCUUCCCCUCUCCCUUGGGCUCUGAUGAAAAAUUGUUGACUGCAGCUUCGGAAGUUUAGAUCUGAGAACCAACCGUAGAAUAUUUCAGUUCUAGGAAAUAAAACCAGUUGAUUAAAGCAAA
Molecule: messenger RNA, 2773 nt
Organism: Chlorocebus sabaeus (green monkey)
Lineage: Eukaryota; Metazoa; Chordata; Mammalia; Primates; Cercopithecidae
Gene: HDGFL1
Product: HDGF like 1
Source: RefSeq, a predicted model, not a curated record